This is a messenger RNA of Cladocopium goreaui, 717 nucleotides long. The record is from the annotation of a GenBank genome assembly. NCBI's taxonomy places the organism in Eukaryota, Dinophyceae, Suessiales, Symbiodiniaceae.
AUGCGCGACACGAACAUGCAGUCUGGAAUGUACUCCGCUUAUCCCAGCAUGGACUGGUGGAAGGAGAAGUGGGACGCGCUUCCGCUCGAGACGAAAUCGGCUUCGCCGGUGCCCGAAAUCAAGGUCACUGGUGCAUCGAGCCCUUGGUCCGUGCCAGUGCCAGGGCCCAUGUUCAGUCCUCGUGAAGGCAGUUUUACCAUCGAAGACGUCUGGGAGUCCCAUUCGCAUCACUCGCAUCAUUCGCAUCAUUCGCAUCACUCCCAUUUUUCGCACACCUCGGAGCACUCCGACUGGACCAGUGAGCCCAAGUACGUCCAGCUUGCGGACGCCCAAGAGCCGAAAGAGCCGAAAGUUCGGCACCUGCACAGUGGCUAUUUGGGCUACCAGGGCAAACGACCUGAGCCAGGUAUGAAGCCGGUCAGUCCUGCCCCGGGACUUUCCAAUGACCAUGGUUUGUCGGGACAACGACUCAAGCGCGUGAUGCAUGUGAAGCAAGCCCCCAUCUACAAAUAUGCAGAGUGGUGCACCUAUUGGGUUGAGAAUGGAGGCAGGGCUUUGGAAGACCCGACAACGCCUCGUUCGGAGUUGACGAAGUCCGAGUUCGAUGUUCAGUACGGAGCUUGGAGGAAAGCUCUGGUGGAAGGGCCACCUCAACGCGAGCGCGUUGAGUAUCGCUCCGCUCCCCGGGUUUUGGCGUUGAAUGAACACGUGCGUUGA